AGCAUGCUCACCAGACAAAAGCUCAGGCUUUAUGAAAUGCGCCAAACAACUCUCUACGGAUACUGGUGAAUUCGUAUCAUCAACUUCAUCUGGAUCAGACUCAGUGUUGUUCCCUGCUAGAAACCCAUUGCCCAAACCAUCACUAACCGGGGUAUUAUCCAUACAUGCCUUCUUCAUCGGCACAGAAAGUGAUAGGUCCAGGAAAGGCUCACUCCCAACAGAAGUGUGCUCACAUUCAACACAACGUACAGUGCUCAAUAUUUCUCCCCCAAAUAUGUCACCAAUCACAGCAUGCGAGAUUUCAGAAGACAGCUCCUCCAGCAAACAACGCAGCAAUUCAUGACUGUUCAUGACUGUCCUGCUGCUGAGAUCCCCUAAACUGAGAAGCUUUUGCACAAACACAUCCAAAAAGUGACGAGGGUUUCUGAGACUCUACCAGCUGGAGUCUUUGAAGACUAUACCAAGGGUAUAAAGUUCUUGCAGUUCGUCUCCCGCUCGUUUCGUUUCUUCUCCCUCCAAAUUCGGAAUCAUCAAUCGAUUAACCGCCUCCCAUUCUACAACUUCGUAACUGCCGUAAAACCGCCGCACUUCUAGCUUAACUGCCGUCCCGUACUAUAUAAUUGAUAGGAGGUUGAAGUUUUUUCUUGCGAGAGGAAGUUGGUGAAUUGCGAAAUCUCAGGAUGGUCUUCAAAAAGGGUCACACCGGAUCAAAUAAGCAAUGGAAAUUUGCAAUGAAUGAAGUUUUUAAGGAUAAACCUCCCCAGGUACCCGGCACUAGUAACCGUAAGAAGUAUGUGGAACCGGAAAUUGAUGAAGAUGAUGAAGAGUACGAGGAAGAUCUCGUUGGAUCAGGGAUGAUAGUGAAGAUACACCAUAUGAAGAGGAGGGUGAGGAGUUAGAGGACGAAGAAGAAGACGACGACGAAGAGUAUGUAGAUGAGGAUGAGGAUGAGGGGGAAAAUGAUGUUGGUGUAAAGUGUAAGUUGAAAAAUCAGGGCAGGAAAACGGGUAAUGCUAAAGGAAGGCGUCCUGUUGUUGUAGAGGAGGAUGAUGAGUUUUAUGAUGAUCUUGAAGUUGAUGCUCGUGCUAAGUUGAAGAUGAAAGAGCGCAGUAGGAAGUAUGCUAAGAGCAGGCGUUUAGCUAAUGAUGUAGAGGAUGAAGGAAAUGAUGAUGAAGAGGAUGACGAGGAAGAUGGAGAAGCUGAUGUCCGUAGAGUGGGGAAGAAGCAUCCGAAGCAUGUAGGCCAAAAUGUUAGGCGGUAUCCAGAAGAUGAACAACAUGGGUUGAGGAAGAAACAUUUGAAGGUGAUUAGGAAGAGGCGUCAUGGGGAUACUGAUGACGAGGAAGAACAGGGGAAGCCUGUGAAGAAGAAGUUGUUGCUGAAGAAAAAGGUUGGUAAGAUUGUUGAUAAAGAGCGUAGAAAAGGAAAGUCUCCUCUUAAAGAUAAGGGAAUGACUAAGAGAGGCAAGAAUAUGAGAGUGUUUCUGCGGGUUCUAAUCCCCCAACAUCCAAUAUCUAGGGGUGAAUAUGCCAAGUGUUAUGAUGUUGUAGUUGCUACCCAAAGGGCUAAUUGCGAUCGCAAGCAACCGAGUGUUAUAUGCCGCACUGAUGCUUUCUCAAAGAUCAUUGCUGGAUUUGAUGACUCUAGAAGAGCCUGUGUGCAAAAAAUGGGGUUUGGAGGAUUGUUGGAGUUGAAAAUAUCCAAGCUUCCGAGGCAGCUUUGUUAUUGGCUGAUGACCAGAUUGGACGGAGUCAACAGUUAUCUGGUAGGUGGUGACGGGCAUGUGUUGCCGAUCACACCUGGCCAUUGGGAAGAUGUGUUUGGUUUGAGGAACAGCGGGCUUCCCGUCCCUGAAAAGGAUUCUGAUUUGCCGGCUGGAAAAGCUCUAGCGUAUGCAGUGAAGUAUGGUGAGAAAAACCCUGCAAACAACAAGACCACAGUACUGAUAUCCAACGCAACUCGCGUGUUGUUAGGUCCCUUGGACAAGCUCGGCAACUUAGUGUCGCUCGCAAAUCAACGUCAAAGGACUGAGUUCAUGGAGAACUUCAUGAUUGUGCUAAUGGGACAGAUUCUUUGUCCUUCUACUGAUGGUGCAAACAUGUCGACGAAACUGCUAGGUGCUGUAUGUGUUGCAAAGGACGCAGAUCAGUAUAACUGGUGUGAGUUUUGUCACAAAUGGCUGCUAGACUACGCGAUCACAUGCCAGCGGAAGCUAGAAGUUCAGGGUUAUGCGGCUGGGACUGGUGGUUGUGUUUUGUUUUUGUUGGUUUUUUAUCUAGAUCGUUUAUGUCGGCUUCCUGUCCGUUGGGACGAGUUCCCCAGACUAAAAGUCUGGACUGAGGAGGAAGUGGAGAAGGUGAAACUUCAUGAUAGGAAGCCUACUGAAGACUAUGGGAGGUUAUCGACGGUUGAUGUUGUUUACCGGGAGCCCCAUCCUCUAUUUGGAGAAAGAAGGCCAUUGGCAGAAGAGGUUGCUGAUCUGGUUUUUGUUCCAGUUGUCGAAAACGAACACUGGUGGUGUGUUGCUUUUGCACUCAAAGACCAGAAGAUAUGGUUCAUUGACAGCAUGUAUAAAAAUCCCGCUGCAGAGCAUUCUGCGGAAUUAAAGAAAUUGAUACCUGCCGUUGACUACGUCUUACUGGAGACUGACAAGGAGUUUAACGCAUCCCCGGCAUGGCAGACUAAGCAAAUGGGGAAAUGGCCCCUGGAUGUUGUUGGUUUUCCUGAUUAUAAUGACAAUCAUGCAUGCGGGGUUGUGAUGCUUAUGGCGAUCCGGGAGACUGCUAAUGCUUUCAAAAAGUCAAUGCAUGUGGGGGAGAUAGGCGCUGCCCGGAAGGCUCUGUUCUUGUCCCAUUUGAAUUCAGACUACAACUCUUGCCGUCCAUUGAUACCGGAGAUAAUUGCUACCCAUUGCCGUUGAUUUAUAAUAGUCUAGUGUCAUGAACUUAUGUUUAUUUUAGUUCGAGUGUUUAAUCAUCAACUUUGUUUAUCGGUUGCGUAUGAACUAUACCGUGCUUUUGUUGUUUGGUGACCAAUACUUCCCUUACACUAUGCAUUUUGGUUAAAGGGGAUGGAAUACUUUGUAGUUUUGGCACCAAUAUAUGUGUGUAAUAUUUUAACGACAUUGUUCUAUAUUGCAAUGUCGUCAAGUUCUACAAGUUGAUCCCUUUAAAUGUUGGUUUAGUCAAAUUUCUUAUGAUUUGUUACCCCCAACACU
This is a messenger RNA of Spinacia oleracea (spinach), 3217 nucleotides long. RefSeq lists its product as uncharacterized. The record is from RefSeq and is a predicted model, not a curated record. Gene Ontology annotation, molecular function: cysteine-type peptidase activity. Gene Ontology annotation, biological process: proteolysis. Lineage: Eukaryota; Viridiplantae; Streptophyta; Magnoliopsida; Caryophyllales; Amaranthaceae. The transcript has 12 exons. The coding region runs from base 1097 to 2920 and encodes 607 amino acids.